Messenger RNA from Epinephelus lanceolatus (giant grouper), 2075 nucleotides. It is a transcript of the gene hacl1, whose product is annotated as 2-hydroxyacyl-CoA lyase 1. Gene Ontology annotation, molecular function: catalytic activity; thiamine pyrophosphate binding; magnesium ion binding. The record is from RefSeq and is a predicted model, not a curated record. Lineage: Eukaryota; Metazoa; Chordata; Actinopteri; Perciformes; Serranidae. Gene Ontology annotation, biological process: fatty acid alpha-oxidation. Gene Ontology annotation, cellular component: peroxisome.
GUUCAAGGGGAAGGUAGAGGAUUGAAGCAAACGAGGGUCAAUAACUUGUUCGCGUAGCUGUAGUUAUAACAGUUUAUAACAAUUUGGCCUCGCUUUAACCUCUGCAGACAGACAACAGUGUAACAAACCGUAGCUAACAGCCUGCGGACAGCCAUGGACGACGUGACAGGAGCUCAGCUGAUAGCUGAGUCUCUGAAGGCUCAGAAAGUGGAGUACAUGUUUGGGAUCGUUGGCGUUCCUAUCAUGGAAGUGGCCAUGGCUGCUCAGGCUGAAGGGAUCAAAUAUGUGGGAAUGCGUAAUGAACAAGCGGCAUGCUAUGCAGCAUCUGCUGUUGGAUACCUCACUGGAAGACCAGGUGCCUGCCUGGUGGUGUCUGGACCUGGACUCAUUCAUGCUCUGGGUGGAAUGGCCAACGCUAACAUCAACUGCUGGCCGGUGGUUGUUAUUGGAGGCUCCUCGGAUCGAAACCAGGAAACAGCAGGAGCCUUUCAGGAGUUUCCUCAAGUGGAAGCAUGUCGCCUUUAUAGCAAGUUCUCUGCAAGGCCCAGCAGUCUGGAAGCCAUCCCCUCAGUGAUAGAGAAGGCAGUUCGCACAAGCAUGUAUGGGCGUCCAGGUGCUUGUUAUGUGGACAUUGCAGGGGACAUGGUCAAUGCUAAAGUGGACAGGAGCACAGUCAGAGUUGUGUCCUGCUGUCCAGCUCCACCAGUCAGUUUGGCUCCCCACGGUGCAAUCACUGAAGCCAUCUCUGUCUUGAAAGCAGCUAAAAGACCGUUAGUCAUCAUCGGCAAAGGAGCAGCCUAUGGUCGAGCAGAAACUGCUCUGAGGGAGUUUGUGGGAAUGAGCGGUCUGCCAUUUCUGCCUACCCCCAUGGGGAAAGGGGUCCUACCUGAUGAUCAUCCCAACUGUGUGGCUGCUGCCCGCUCGAGAGCUCUUCUCCAGGCUGACGUUGUGCUUCUGCUUGGAGCCAGGCUGAAUUGGAUUCUGCAUUUUGGUCUGCCACCUAGAUUUGAUCCUGGUGUCAAGAUCAUCCAGGUUGACCUUUGUGCUGAGGAGAUGGGGAACAACGUGAAACCUGCUGUUGCUCUCCUGGGAGACAUCAACGCUGUUGUCACUCAGCUCCUAGAGGGUGUGCAUAAAGAUGGCUGGAAAUAUCCCUCUGACACAGAGUGGUGGAGCACACUGAAGAACAAAAUCGCUGCUAAUGCAAAAAUAUCUAAGGCACUCGCUCUUCAGUCAACGAUGCCCAUGAACUACUACACAGUGUUUCACCACAUUUCCCAGCUGCUGCCACAUGACUGUAUCAUUGUCAGCGAGGGUGCAAACACUAUGGAUAUAGGACGCACUAUGUUGAACAACUACCUACCUCGACACAGGUUGGAUGCUGGAACAUUUGGAACAAUGGGAGUUGGCCUUGGCUUUGCUAUAGCUGCGGCUGCUGUGGAGAGGGGCGAGAAUAAAAACCAAAGGAUAGUGUGUGUGGAAGGAGACAGUGCCUUUGGAUUUUCUGGCAUGGAGGUUGAAACCAUGUGCAGGUAUAAUCUGCCUGUGGUCAUCAUUGUGGUCAACAAUAAUGGUAUUUACAGUGGAGUGGAUCCUGAGACGUGGAAAGAAAUGGUAAAAAUGGGAGAUCUGACCUCUAUAGCCCCUCCUGUGACCCUGCUACCUGAGGCGUGCUAUGAUGAGGUCAUGACAGCAUUUGGAGGUCGAGGGUUCCUGGUGAGGACGGUGGAGGAGCUGCGCAGUGCUUUGCAGCUUAGCCUGAGUGACUGGGAGAAACCAAGUCUCCUAAAUGUGCUCAUUGACCCGUCCUCCGACAGAAAACAGCAGGAGUUUCCUUGGCUCACACGCUCCAACUUAUAGACUGAAAGAAGGAGCUGCUUUUUCAUCUGUCCAGAACAUUAUCAGAAGAGCAGUGACUGUUUUCCUCAGGAAACGCAAACAGGGGAAAAUAUAAAACUGCUUUUGGUUUUACUGUGAUUGUUUCUAUGAAAUAACUGAACUUUUUUGUAUUAGUUCCUACUACAAAGUAAUAGUAAAUUUAACAAAAUGAUUAAUACAACAAUAAAACAUUUUUA